Saxophila tyrrhenica is the source of this 2091-nucleotide messenger RNA. It is a transcript of the gene SPT8, whose product is annotated as Transcription factor spt8. Gene Ontology annotation, molecular function: protein binding. The record is from RefSeq and is a predicted model, not a curated record. Lineage: Eukaryota; Fungi; Ascomycota; Dothideomycetes; Mycosphaerellales; Extremaceae. The coding region runs from base 1 to 2091 and encodes 696 amino acids. Gene Ontology annotation, cellular component: SAGA complex; nucleus. The transcript has 2 exons.
AUGGCCACGCUUGACGAUGAUGCAGACGCGGCCGUCAACUCGCAGGACGAGUUCGAGAACGAGGAUGAAGAAAUGGAGGACGCGAACGAUGCGGACCAAGAUCAAGACCAAGGCCAGGACGAUGAGGGCGGGGAGGACGAUGAAGAUGAGGAUAAUGAUGAUGGCGAGGGUGAGGAUGAUGACGACGAAGAUAGAACAGAACAGUCACCGUCGCAGCGAAUCGGUCAGACACAACGUUCGUCAACCAUGGACAGUCAGCAAAACCCAGAAGUUGUCUUGACCUCGCCUUCCCCGCGACGAUCGCCAUAUAGCUCCAACGGUCCAUCAACCUUCAUACCUCCCACGCGGCCAGAAGCGCUGAUUGCGCAAGCAUACGACAUCGUCCCAACCAUGGCCGCCCCGCAAAGCACCUCCAUCAACGCGGUCACCGCAACACCAGACAUGCGCUGGGUAUUCAGCGGAGGCAGCGAUGGCUAUGUGCGCAUGUACAACUGGGUUGAGACAGCGAAUGGCAAGGUGCCACUUACUGUCGCCCAGAAGCACCCGUUUGUGGAUAGCGUGAUGAAGGCUGGCAGUCUGGUCACGUACUGGGAGAAUGAAGAGAGCCCAGUGCGCACGCCACCAAGUCAGUCUGACGAGAGCAAGUGGACCAGUCCAGUCUACUCGCUGGCUGUACAGCACCAAGCUGUCUGGCUGUUGUCCGGACUAGAGAGUGGAGGGAUUAAUCUACAGACAUGCCGUCACCAAGCCGGAACGAAGAUCACGACCAUGAAGGAGCACACUAAUGCUGUGUCUGUAUUAUCAUUGUCGCAAGACGAGGCAAGCUUUCUUUCUGGCAGCUGGGACAAGAACAUCCACGACUGGGAUCUUCAGACUGGAAAAGUCAAGCGGAGCUUCUUAGGAAGUGGUGGUCAAAUUAGUGCCAUCGAACCUCGACCUCUGAGCGACGUCCCUAUCCCUGAGGUAACGGAGCCGACUCACGAGUCGCUCGACACAUUUUCCAGCAACAACGCUGAUCGGCCACUUACGAAUGGCUUGUCCAACGGUAUGGACAUGCGAGGUGGCGAAGAAGAUGCAGCUGGCUCACCGAGUAGCCUCUUCGGCGAUGACCACAACUCGCUGUUCGGGGAUGAUACGGCGGGAGUUGGCGGCGGGCCUACCUUUGAUGAUGCCGAUGACGAACUGACCAGGGCACUGCAAGAUGGUCUCGAAGAGAGUGGGCCGCCCCAGCUACCAGCGGAAGACGAUAUUGACAUGGCUGGAAUGGGUAGCGGCGGACCUGUCCAGGCUCCUGAAGCGGUUCAGCCGCCAACUACCAUGGACGCAGAUGCAGACGCACCUUUGGCUGACACGACCAGCGAGCAGCUUCCGAACGGACAGCCUGACAACGCACCCACAGCGAACGGAGAAUCUGCUCACGAGCCAGCCUCCCCAGCCGCAGCGAACGCCGAGCCAAACGGCAUCAGCUCGCUCCCACAUGGCGAAGAACCACUUACAGCACCAGCAACGAACGAGUCAAAGUCCACGGACCUUCCACCGCAGUCUGGGUCCACCUUUCUAGAUGCCUCCUUUGACGGCAGCAUACGUAUCUGGGACCGCCGAGUACCAUCGCCCAUCGCUACCAUUGCGCCUUACGGUGGUACGCCACCUUGGUGCACUGGUGCAUGCUGGAGCCCAGAUGGCAACUCGUUCUACGCUGGACGGAGGAACAACACUGUUGACGAGUACUCCAUCCAUAAGCUGGGGUCGGAUAGAGGCAAGCCUGAGCGAGUGUUUCGCUUUCAGCAGGGUAGCGGAGCAGUGUAUGCGGUUAGGAGUAUGCCGAAUGGGCGGCAUCUUGUUUGUGCCUCUCAGGACAUCCUCCGCAUAUACGACCUACAACAAUCGGAAGCCAGUCGACAUCGGACCGUGCCUUUCACCAUCAUACCUGGCCAUCGAGGAGGUGUAAUCAGCUCGGUGUAUGUCGAUCCUACUUGUAGAUUCAUGCUGUCGACCGCUGGCAACAGAGGCUGGGAGAGCACGGCUGGGACGGAGGUGUUACUUGGUUACGAGAUUGGCGUCCAAGAUGCUGCUGGUGUCUGGCACAAGUGA